Molecule: messenger RNA, 1992 nt
Organism: Aspergillus sclerotioniger CBS 115572
Lineage: Eukaryota; Fungi; Ascomycota; Eurotiomycetes; Eurotiales; Aspergillaceae
Product: putative MFS transporter
Exons: 4
Coding region: 133-1875 (580 amino acids)
Biological process (GO): transmembrane transport
Cellular component (GO): membrane
Molecular function (GO): transmembrane transporter activity
Source: RefSeq, a predicted model, not a curated record
CCUGUACUUAAACCUCCGAAUUCCAUCAGUGCGGGCUAUAUUUUAUACUUCCGGCCUAUACUCACGGUAGUGGCUCACCAAUUCGACCAAGACAUGACGGUCUAAACCGCCACGACCCCCCGAUCCACUACAAUGGCCUCCUUGCGCCCGGGGCCGACCGAGGCCAACUCCUCCGCCUCCAGCAGUGGAUCACCUGCUCAGUAUACGCCCGUUUCUGGGUCCGAGCAUAGCGCAUCUCCCAACCCCAAUCGUCCUGCUGCUGGGUCCUUGAAGGUACAGACGGACUUCAGCUCGGAUGGCGAACCAUUUUCCGAUGACGAAAUUGACGAAGGGUACGAUUCCUACGAAGAUGUGCAGCCCACCUCCAGCAGAACCAGCAUGCCCAAGUAUACAAGAGAGGAAGAAGCGCAGGUCAUCAAGCAGUUUGACCGCAAACUCGUCCCAUUCCUUGCUCUUCUCUAUUUGCUUUCUUUCUUGGAUCGCUCAAACAUUGGAAAUGCCAAAAUUGCCGGUCUAGCAGACGACCUGAAUCUCUCAUCAUCCCAAUAUGAGUGGCUUCUCACGUCAUUCUACAUCACCUACAUCCUCUUCGAAUGGAUGACCCUCAUGUACAGAGUAGUCCCGCCGCACAUCUACAUCGCUCUCUGUGUCUGCGGAUGGGGCCUCGUCGCAUCUUUACAAUCGCUCGCUACCUCCUUCGGGGCCCUCGUCUUCCUCCGAGCAGUUCUCGGGAUCACCGAGGCAGCAUUCGGUCCUGGCGUCCCCUUCUACCUAUCGUUAUUCUACAAACGCGAAGAGCUGGCCUUCCGAAACGGCCUCUUCAUCUCCGCGGCUCCCCUGGCAUCAUCAUUCGCCAGCAGCCUGGCCUGGGUCAUCGUCCGACUGAGCAGCAACGGACCCAUCGCACCCUGGCGUGCCCUCUUCCUCAUCGAAGGGUUCCCAAGCAUCAUCGUCGCCGUCUUCGCCUGGAUGCUCAUCCCCGAUACACCAGGGACUGCUUCAUUCCUCAAUCCCCGGCAGCGAGUCAUCGCGCAGCUACGUAUGGACGAGAUCAACCCCGGCCGCAAACCAUCACAGCAACAUCAGCAGCAGCAACGCAAAUCCUUUAACUGGAAAGAAGUCAAGAAAACCCUCUCCGACCCCAAAUCCUACAUAACUGCCUUCAUGUUCUUCAGCUGCAACGUCGCCUUCAGCUCCAUGCCCGUCUUCCUCCCCACCAUCAUCCAAGACAUGGGCUACAGCCCCCUAACCUCACAAGCCCUCUCGGCACCCCCCUACCUCCUCUCCUUCCUCACCGUCCUCCUAACCUCCCACCUCUCGGACCGCACCCGCACGCGCAGUCCGUACCUAAUCUUCCACGCGCUCCUCUCCGCAACCGCAUACGCCCUAAUCGCCCUAACAGGGCACUUCCACGCCUCUCUCCCACCCACAAUCCACGUCGCAAUCCGCUACCUCUGCGUCUACCCCGCCACAUCCGGGUUCUUCUCCGCCAUCACCCUAAUCAUCACGUGGACGAUGGACAACCGCGUCGCCAAAGAAGGGAAGGGGACGAGCGUGGCCCUUUUGAACGUCAUCGGGCAGUGUGGGCCCCUGCUCGGGACAAGGUUGUAUCCGAGGAGUCAGGGCCCGUGGUAUGUUCCGGGUAUGGCGGUGUGCGCGGGGUUCAUGGUGGCUGUGGCUGGGUUGGCGGUCUUGUUGAGGAUGUUGUUGGGGAGGGAGAAUAGGGGGUUGAAGGGGGAGAUGGCUGGAGAGGAAGAGGAGAUUGAGAUGGAGGAGGGGGGUGGGGAGGAGAUGGAGGUGCUUAUGGGGAGGGAGACCAGGAGGAGUGGUUCCAGGGAAGGGGGCGAGGGGAGGAGGUUUACGUAUAUCUUGUGAGUGUGAGAUAAGUCGUAGAUGGAUUGGAUGUUUUGAUAUCUACCUUGGGUUGGAUGAAUUAGAUUACUGAGUCGGCUGGGGAUAAGAAAAAUUUAGUGCCGAGUUAAGAUAGAAUAU